Impatiens glandulifera is the source of this 656-nucleotide messenger RNA. Its product is annotated as lipid phosphate phosphatase epsilon 2, chloroplastic-like. The transcript is spliced from 3 exons. Gene Ontology annotation, molecular function: dolichyldiphosphatase activity. The record is from RefSeq and is a predicted model, not a curated record. Gene Ontology annotation, cellular component: endoplasmic reticulum membrane; intracellular membrane-bounded organelle. Gene Ontology annotation, biological process: lipid biosynthetic process; protein N-linked glycosylation. Bases 48 to 572 code for a protein of 174 amino acids. Lineage: Eukaryota; Viridiplantae; Streptophyta; Magnoliopsida; Ericales; Balsaminaceae.
AUAAGUAAUAUGAUUGAUUGAUUCUCUUUUUGCAGAGCAAAUGGUUUAUGGCUACUUUUUUUGUUGGUCUCCUCCUCUGGCGUCAUGACGGUGCUGCUUCAUGGGCUGCUACUGGAUCAGUUCUGAACUUUGUACUGUCUACUACCUUGAAGAAGAUGUUGAACCAAGAAAGACCCGUUUCUCAUUUCAAGAGAUCUGACCCUGGAAUGCCUUCUUCCCAUGCUCAGUCCAUUUUCUACGCAUCCACAUUGGCCAUUAUCUCAAUGGUUCAAUACCAAGGAUUCAGUUGCUUCACUAUGCUGCUCUGUCCCCUUAUUUUCUCAUUAGCAUCUUAUUUGUCAUGGCUACGAGUUUCGCAUCAGUUUCAUACAAUCAACCAAGUCAAAGUGGGAGCGGUUAUAGGAGCAGCUUUCUCCAUCUUGUGGAUUUGGUUAUGGGAAGCUUUCGUGUUGAAUGCUUUCAUCUCUUAUUCAUGGGUUAGAAAUGUUGUUACUUUAGGGGCAGUUGCCUAUUGUUUAAGCUUAAUGGUUAGCAUUUCUCAGAGUUUCUUCAAUAGAAUAGAAGAGGCUUAACACACAGCCUGACUCGGUCCAAAAACAAUAAAAAUCUAUGUAAUAAGCAGUUAUAAUUCAGACAAUAAAGUUUUUUUCAUGUAA